Amaranthus tricolor (Joseph's coat) is the source of this 1188-nucleotide messenger RNA. RefSeq names its product allene oxide cyclase, chloroplastic-like. The record is from RefSeq and is a predicted model, not a curated record. The transcript is spliced from 3 exons. Gene Ontology annotation, molecular function: allene-oxide cyclase activity. Gene Ontology annotation, biological process: jasmonic acid biosynthetic process. Lineage: Eukaryota; Viridiplantae; Streptophyta; Magnoliopsida; Caryophyllales; Amaranthaceae. Bases 150 to 893 code for a protein of 247 amino acids.
AUCACUUUGCUUUUUUAUUCACAUCUCCACUUUUCUCUUUUUCUCUAUUUAUACUCACCAAUUUCUUCCCCUUUUGAUCAUCAAAUUUUCUCCAUAAACAUCUUUUUCUCUAUUACACAGUUUUCUGCAAAGAAACCCAAUAAUAAAUCAUGGCUGUAUCAUCUUCAAUUUUAUCUAACUCCAUUUCUUCAUCUCUUAAAACCUCUCAAAUCCCUAAAUCUCUUGCAUUUUCUUCUCUAAAAUUAGGUCAAAUUGGGGUCAAAUCUUCUGGGUAUAAUCUUACUAAAUCACUGAAAAUCAACACUGUUCAUCAACAACCCACAAGAUCAUUUACUUGCAGAAGCUCUUCUGAUUCAUCCGAAAAUGUAAAAGUUCAUGAAUUUAGUGUUUAUGAGAUCAAUGAGCGUGAUCGUGAAAGCCCUGCAGUGCUUAAACUUAGCAAGAAACCUGUUUUUGCACUUGGUGAUUUGAUUCCUUUCACCAACAAGGUUUACACCAGUGAUCUACAGAAAAGGCUAGGAAUAUCAGCAGGAAUAUGCAUUUUGAUCCAAAACAAACCAGAAAAGAAUGGAGAUAGAUAUGAAGCAAUAUUCAGCUUACACUUAGGAGAUUAUGGUCAUCUUUCACUCCAAGGUGCAUACUUAACCUUUGGGGAUUCAUACUUAGCCAUAACAGGCGGGUCGGGUAUUUUUGAAGGUGCUUAUGGGCAGGUGAAAUUGCAACAAAUUGUGUACCCAUUCAAGAUUUUCUACACAAUUUACUUGAAAGGAAUAAAGGGUGAUUUGCCUAAGGAGCUUCUUUGUAAGCCUGUUGAGCCUCAUCCUGGUGUUGAGCCUUCUCCUGAUGCUAAGGCCACUCUCCCUGGGGCAUGUAUCCCUAAUUUUACCGACUAAAUUAAUCAAGUAGUAUUAAUUAAGAAGUAAUUAAGGUUAUAAACAAGUGUUUAAUGAGUUUUUUUUUUAGGGUAAUUAGGGAAUGGUUUUGGUUGAUUGGUUGUAUUAUUAUGUUUUUGUAGUAUUUCUUGUCAAUGUCAUAGUCAUCAGUCUAGUUUUCUGCACAAAGUCAGAGUCCUGAAGAGAGGUAGUGAACUGAUCACCCGUACCCCUUGAGAGGGAGUGUAUUUCUUGUCAAUGUAAUGGGUUUGAUUUUCCACGAAUAAGGUUUAAUGUGAGGAUCAUUUUCUUUUGA